AUGGCGGGAAAAUCCUUGCUGGGAGAAACGGAUAAGGUUUUUACAAAAUGUGGCGACAAGGACGGCACCAUCAACCACCACAACCACCUCUUCAACACAGUGAACCACCUCUUUAACACAGUGAACCACCUCUUUAACACACUGAACCACCUCUUCAACACAGUGAACCACCUCUUCAACACAGUGAACCACCUCUUCAACACAGUGAACCACCUCUUCAACACAGUGAACCACCUCUUCAACACAGUGAACCACCUCUUCAACACAGUGAACCACCUCUUCAACACACUGAGCCACCUCUUCAACACACUGAACCACCUCUUCAACACACUGAACCACCUCUUCAACACACUGAACCACCUCUUCAACACACUGAGCCACUUCUUCAACACACUGAACCACCUCUUUAACACACUGAACCACCUCUUCAACACACUGAACCACCUCUUCAACACACUGAACCACCUCUUCAACACAGUGAACCACCUCUUUAACACACUAAACCACUUCUUCAACACAGUGAACCACCUCUUUAACACACUAAACCACUUCUUCAACACACUGAACCAUCUCUUCAACACACUGAACCACCUCUUCAACACACUGAACCACCUCUUCAACACAGUGAACCACCUCUUUAACACACUAAACCACUUCUUCAACACACUGAACCACCUCUUCAACACAGUGAACCACCUCUUCAACACACUGAACCAUCUCUUCAACACACUGAACCACCUCUUCAACACACUAAACCACUUCUUCAACACACUGAACCACCUCUUCAACACACUGAACCACCUCUUCAACACACUGAACCACCAUUAG
Molecule: messenger RNA, 828 nt
Organism: Procambarus clarkii (red swamp crayfish)
Lineage: Eukaryota; Metazoa; Arthropoda; Malacostraca; Decapoda; Cambaridae
Source: RefSeq, a predicted model, not a curated record